Molecule: messenger RNA, 1764 nt
Organism: Sphenostylis stenocarpa
Lineage: Eukaryota; Viridiplantae; Streptophyta; Magnoliopsida; Fabales; Fabaceae
Source: the annotation of a GenBank genome assembly
AUGGUUCUCACUGGAAAUCAUAGCCAAUUGAUUGAUAAUGUGUGCACUAUUGUGGUCAAGGGUCACUGGGGCAAUCUGUUGAAGGUGAAGAAUACCUCUGCUUUCACUUCUUCUACCAUUCACCAGGUACUAUUGCAACUCUCACUCUAUGAUUAUGGGCUCUCUCAUUCCUUCCCAUUCUUCAAAUGGCUCAACUCCAUCCCCGAUUAUAGUCAUUCCUUGCAAUGUUCAUGGGCCAUGAUUCACAUCCUCACCAAACAUAAGCAUUUCAAAACUGCACAACAUAUGCUUGAAAAAAUUGCGAACAGAGAUUUUGUUUCAUCACCUUCAGUUUUGAGCACUUUGGUGAGGACUCAUGACAACCCAGAAGUUAAUUCUCAAGUGUUGAGCUGGCUUGUCAUACAUUAUGCUAAGUCAAAGAUGACGCAUGAUGCAAUUCAAGUUUUUGAGCAGAUGAGCUUACAUGAAGUCAAACCUCAUUUGCAUGCUUGCACUGUACUUUUGAAUUCCUUGUUGAAGGAUGGGGUUACUCACAUGGUGUGGAAAAUUUACAGAAGAAUGGUUCAAGUUGGAGUUGUUCCCAAUAUGUACAUUUACAAUUGUCUAUUCCAUGCUUGUUCAAAAGCAGGAGAUGUGGAAAGGGCAGAACAGUUAUUAAAUGAGUUAGAUUUAAAGGGUCUGCUUCCUGAUAUUUUCACAUAUAAUACAUUGUUGUCAUUAUAUUGUAAGAAAGGUAUGCACUAUGAGGCUUUAUCCAUCCAGAACAGAAUGGAAAGAGAGGGGAUAAACCUUGACAUUGUUAGUUAUAACUCUCUUAUUUAUGGUUUUUGCAAAGAAGGCAGGAUGAGAGAAGCUAUGAGAAUGUUUAGUGAAAUAAAAAAUGCAACUCCCAAUCAUGUGACAUAUACUACAUUGAUUGAUGGUUAUUGUAAAACAAACGAACUGGAGGAAUCUCUGAAAAUGCUGGGACUGAUGGAAGCUAAGGGAUUGUACCCUGGAGUUGUUACUUACAAUUCAAUUUUACGCAAGCUGUGUCAAGAUGGCAGGAUAAGGGAUGCCAACAAACUCUUGAGUGAAAUGAGUGAAAGGAAAGUUCAAGCUGACAAUAUCACUUGCAACACACUUAUUAAUGCAUACUGCAAGAUUGGAGAUAUGAAAUCUGCUUUGAAAUUUAAGAACAAGAUGUUAGAAUUUGGACUAAAACCUGAUCCAUUUACAUACAAGGCACUGAUUCAUGGGUUCUGCAAGAUGAAUGAGUUGGAAAGUGCGAAGGAGGUGAUGUUCAGCAUGCUUGAUGCUGGAUUUACACUCGGUUAUUGUACGUACACAUGGAUUGUAGAUGGAUACUGUAAGAAAGACAAUAUGGAUGCAGUUUUAGCACUGCCAGAUGAGUUUCUGAGCAGAGGUCUUUGUCUUGAUGUUUCUGUAUACAGGGCAUUGAUAAGAAGGUCGUGCAAGUUAGAAAGGGUUGAAUGUGCUGAAAAGUUAUUCAAUCAUAUGGAAGGAAAUGGUAUAUCAGGUGAAAGUGUUAUCUACACCAGUUUUGCAUACGCAUAUUGGAAAGCAGGGAAUGCAAGUGCUGCCUUGGGUGUCUUAGAAGAGAUGGCUAGGAGAAAGUUGAUGAUCACAGUCAAACUGUAUAAAUGCUUCAAUACUUCUGAUGCUAGUGAAAGAAAAGUGUCAGAGAUCUUCUGGAAUCAUGUGGUGGAUAGGGGUCUGAUGUCGAGAAAUUCAAUGAAUAAAAUAAAGCAGAUGCUGAUAUGA